This is a messenger RNA of Mandrillus leucophaeus (drill), 2874 nucleotides long. It is a transcript of the gene SPART, whose product is annotated as spastic paraplegia 20 (Troyer syndrome). Gene Ontology annotation, cellular component: plasma membrane. Lineage: Eukaryota; Metazoa; Chordata; Mammalia; Primates; Cercopithecidae. The record is from RefSeq and is a predicted model, not a curated record. Bases 113 to 2113 code for a protein of 666 amino acids. Gene Ontology annotation, biological process: negative regulation of BMP signaling pathway; cell division. The transcript has 9 exons.
GGAAUGCGCAGUGUCGUGACGCGGCAUUAUUGCGUGACUGUGGGGCUGACCCAGUUUUCCACUUUCUAGUUGUAAAGAAGUGCACUAGUAGUCCACCGAGGAUCCCCGAGAAAUGGAGCAAGAGCCACAAAAUGGAGAACCUGCUGAAAUUAAGAUCAUCAGAGAAGCAUAUAAGAAGGCCUUUUUGUUUGUUAACAAAGGUCUAAAUACAGAUGAAUUAGGUCAGAAGGAAGAAGCAAAGAACUACUAUAAGCAAGGAAUAGGACACCUGCUCAGAGGGAUCAGCAUUUCAUCAACAGAGUCUGAACACACAGGCCCUGGGUGGGAAUCUGCUAGACAAAUGCAACAGAAAAUGAAAGAAACACUACAGAACGUACGCACCAGGCUGGAAAUUCUAGAGAAGGGUCUUGCCACUUCUCUACAGAAUGAUCUUCAGGAGGUGCCCAAGUUAUAUCCAGAAUUUCCACCUAAAGACAUGUGUGAAAAAUUACCAGAGCCUCAGUCUUUUAGUUCAGCUCCUCAGCAUGCUGAAGUAGAUGGAAACACCUCAACUCCAAGUGCAGGGGCAGUUGCUGCGCCUGCUUCUCUCUCUUUACCAUCCCAAAGUUGUCCAGCAGAAGCUCCUCCUGCUUAUACUCCUCAGGCUGCUGAAGGUCACUACACUGUAUCCUAUGGAACAGAUUCUGGGGAGUUUUCAUCAGUUGGAGAAGAGUUUUACAGGAAUCAUUCUCAGCCGCCGCCUCUUGAGACUUUAGGGCUAGAUGCAGAUGAAUUGAUUUUGAUACCAAAUGGAGUACAGAUUUUUUUUGUAAAUCCUGCAGGGGAGGUUAGUGCACCUUCGUAUCCUGGGUACCUUCGAAUUGUGAGGUUUUUGGAUAAUUCUCUUGAUACGGUUCUAAACCGUCCUCCCGGGUUUCUUCAGGUUUGUGACUGGUUGUAUCCUCUAGUUCCUGAUAGAUCUCCAGUUCUGAAAUGUACUGCAGGAGCGUACAUGUUUCCUGAUACAAUGCUGCAAGCAGCAGGAUGCUUUGUGGGGGUCGUCCUGUCCUCUGAGUUACCAGAGGAUGAUAGAGAGCUCUUUGAGGAUCUGUUAAGGCAAAUGUCUGACCUUCGGCUCCAGGCCAACUGGAACAGAGCAGAAGAAGAAAAUGAAUUCCAAAUCCCUGGAAGAACUAGACCCUCCUCUGACCAACUAAAAGAAGCCUCGGGCACUGAUGUGAAACAGUUGGACCAAGGCAAUAAGGAUGCACGUCAUAAAGGAAAACGUGGAAAAAGGGCUAAAGAUACUUCAAGUGAAGAAGUUAACCUGAGUCACAUUGUACCAUGUGAGCCAGUUCCAGAAGAAAAAUCAAAAGAAUUACCUGAAUGGAGUGAGAAAGUGGCUCACAACAUUUUGUCAGGUGCUUCCUGGGUGAGUUGGGGUUUAAUCAAAGGUGCUGAGUUUACUGGCAAAGCAAUCCAGAAAGGUGCUUCUAAACUCCGAGAGCGGAUUCAACCAGAAGAAAAACCUGUGGAAGUUAGUCCAGCUGUCACCAAGGGACUUUAUAUAGCGAAGCAAGCUACAGGAGGAGCAGCAAAAGUCAGUCAGUUCCUGGUUGAUGGAGUUUGCACUGUAGCGAAUUGCGUUGGAAAAGAACUAGCUCCACAUGUCAAGAAGCAUGGAAGCAAACUAGUUCCAGAAUCUCUUAAAAAAGACAAAGAUGGGAAAUCUCCUCUGGAUGGUGCCAUGGUUGUAGCAGCAAGUAGUGUUCAAGGAUUUUCAACUGUUUGGCAAGGAUUGGAAUGUGCAGCUAAAUGCAUUGUUAACAAUGUUUCAGCAGAAACUGUACAAACUGUCAGAUAUAAAUACGGGUAUAAUGCAGGAGAAGCUACCCACAAUGCAGUGGAUUCUGCAGUCAAUGUUGGCGUAACUGCCUACAAUAUUAACAACAUUGGUAUCAAAGCAAUGGUGAAGAAAACUGCAACACAAACAGGACACACUCUCCUUGAGGACUAUCAGAUAGUUGAUAAUUCUCAGAGGGAAAAUCAAGAAGGAGCAGCAAAUGUCAACGUGAGAGGGGAGAAGGAUGAGCAGACGAAGGAAGUAAAGGAGGCAAAGAAGAAAGAUAAAUGAUGGAGUGCUGGGAAUCACCUAUACCAAAGCCUUAUGAAAUGGAUGAAAUUUUGUUAUGUAAGCAAAUGUGGAAUUCCUCACAGAUUAACCAGUAUUUUUUAAAUGUAUUCAUUCCUAUAAAUUAACUUUCAUAAAUUUUAUGGCAUGUCUUCUAUUUAAAAGGAAAAGAAUAAGUAUUCUUGCAUCUGGCCUUAGAAAUGUGAAGUAAUAUUCUCAAGUUUAUUUUUUCCAAGUGUAGCUGAAAUAUUUUUGCAGGUAAAAUAAAGCUAAUAAUACAUGUGCUAUUUAGACCUUAUUAAACCUAAUGUUGAACUAUUUUUAUAUCUGCUAUAUUUCAGAAAGCAAAUUAGGAAACUAUAUAUUUGCUUAAAAAUUGGCAUUUAGUAACCUUAAUUCUUUUUAUAGAAGGCUUAAAGUAUUGUCUCCUCUUUUUGCACUGUGUGGAUUUUUUUAGAUGCUUCUCAAAAUUUUCAGUGUGUAAGCUAAACCUAAUUCUAAACUAAGAAUUCUCAAAAAGACUUGUUCAAAACGGAAAGACUGAUGAAAAGUAAAAUGGACUACUUUUGUAACUUACCUGUUUGUUAGGAAAUGGAAUGGUCUUUUUGAUUUAAAAUGAAUAAAAAUAGAUUAUUACAUCUUUUGUAUUGAGACCGAUUGUUCUCUUAUGAGCCUAGGACAUUUGGGAACAUGAUUGUUUUGUAUUAAAAUUCAAAGUGAUUAUUAUCAGCUUAAUUGGAUUAAAAAAGUACUUCAAGAAAUUA